CCAGAAAAUAACAUAUGGCCCCUGACAGAGGGCAAAAGUCCUCGAAGUCCCGAGCGUGGGACUCGCUCGAACCCGCAGUUUCGCCAUGGGUCCUUGAUGCGCUCUCGUCCAUGAACUUUUCCCGCAUGACGCCCGUACAGGCUUCGACGAUUCCACUCUUCAUGGGCCACAAAGAUGUGGUGGUUGAAGCAGUCACUGGCAGUGGAAAGACGUUGGCAUUCCUUAUACCGGUUGUCGAGAGAUUGCUGAGGCUAGAGGAGCCCAUCAAGAAACAUCAUGUCGGAGCGAUCAUCAUCUCGCCUACAAGGGAAUUGGCAUCACAGAUAUACAACGUCCUAUUGUCUUUGUUGGACUUUCACUCUCCUUCGGCGGCCACACGCAGAGCUUUGAACACAUCAGAGGACUCGGCAGUGGAUAGUGCACCAGAAAUAGUACCUGCGUCAACAUUAAGAAUCGUCCCGCAGUUGCUCUUGGGCGGUGCCACUACUCCGGCGCAAGAUCUGAGUACGUUCCUGAAAACAUCGCCAAACGUAUUGGUAUCGACCCCAGGCCGACUCCUGGAGAUUCUCUCUUCACCUUACGUCCAUUGUCCACAAUCCUCUUUCGAGGUGCUGGUAUUGGACGAGGCUGAUCGACUACUCGAUCUCGGCUUCAAAGAUGAUCUGACCAAGAUUUUGAAUCUGCUUCCCAAACAACGACGGACAGGUCUAUUCAGUGCCAGCGUGAGCGAAGCUGUUGACCAAAUUAUACGCGUCGGAUUGCGGAACCCAGUCAAAAUUGCCGUCAAAGUCAAAGGCACAAAUGGAGUCGAAGACAAGCGCACUCCUGCAAGUCUGCGAAUGACAUACGCCGUGACACCGGCUUCACACAAGUUCCCGGCGCUGGUUGCUUUACUGAGGGGCUUGGACACAUUACCACUACGCACUAUAGUGUAUCUCUCUACCUGUGCUGCCGUGGACUACUUCCAAGCUCUACUGCCGGCUAUACUCCCAUCCGAAACGAUACUAGUCCCUCUGCACGGCAAGCAUCCUGCCAACGUCCGCCAGAAAAAUUUCAUACAGUUCACGAACUCAGCGUCUCCAGCAAUCUUGCUAACUACAGAUGUUGCCGCAAGAGGACUUGAUAUUCCAUCAGUGGAUUUGGUUGUUCAAGUUGAUCCCCCUUCAGAUCCGAAAGCCUUCCUCCAUCGCUGUGGACGAGCAGGUCGAGCUGGCAGAAAGGGUCUGAGUGUUGUGUUCCUCCUACCAGGGCGUGAGGAAGACUACGUGUCGUUUCUGAACGUGCGCCAAACCCCAAUUGAACUACUCACAGAACCAAAUAUCUAUGUCACUCAAGACGAGUGCCGCGCAAUCGAAGAAAAGUUUCGAAAGGUUGUGCUGAAGGACAGAGGUUUGCACGAAAAGGCACAGAAGGGGUUUGUUAGUUGGGUUCGAAGUUACUCCAAACAUCAGGCAUCUUCGAUAUUCCGGAUCAGCGACAUCGACUGGACAGACCACGCGUCUGCUUGGGGUUUGCUGAAGAUGCCAAAGAUGCCGGAACUCAAGAAUUGGGAUCGAAGUGCGUACCGACCACCUGCCGUGGACUGGGACGCGUACGCAUACAAGGACAAACAGAGGGAGAAGCAGCGGAAGCAGGCUCUCCAGGAAGCUCCGAAGGAGGACGUGUCUGACAAGAAGAGAGAAAAUGACAAGAAGCGCGGCAGCACCGUGGCAUGGUCGGACAAGAUCGAGCACAAGGCCACCAAGGAAGUCAAACGGUCAAAGAAGGCCGCUCGACGAGAACAUGACAGAAUCGCCAAAAUGACAGACGCGGAGAAGGAACAAGAAGCCAAAACGGCGAGGAUGGUGGAGGAGAUUCGACAGAAACAAUUACGUGCCAAAGACAAAGACGAUACAUUUGAAGGCUUUGAUUGAGUCUAAGAGGGCUUGGAAGAGUUCAGUUCUAGUAUGUGGCGUCAGUCCCCGUCCGUUCGAUCAGGUCGGUCAGGAUGACUACGUUUGUAAAAACUGCUCAUCCGAGGUUGUGGUUCGACAAAACAAUCUCCAAUCUUGUCCAGCCAGACGAACCCGGCGAAUUCGAUACGGACUUGUGCCGUGCAUCCACCACACACACACAACCGUCUCCAGACGAUGCACGGCCGGAGAGAUUCUCAGUGCUGGACUGCGCUUCCCAAGGUCACCUUCGACGGCAGCUUGUUGUGUACUGUUUUCGAAGCCGCACCGGUGUUGAUACACGUCUUGUUCUUGUUCGGGCCGCCUGAACCUGACAUCCCAGGUACAUCGCCAGGCCUCGAGAUGCCUUCUCCUUUGUUGAGAUCACGACAGUCUCGACGGAGACGAGUGAAAGGGGAGACACCAUCAGAAUCCUGUUCUUCUCUCGUCCUAUGUCUGCCGUAUCGACACGUGGACGAGUCAAUACUGCCUGCCUAGGUACAAAUUGAAACCUGCAGUUGAUAUAUAAAAAUAUACUGGUACUUGGUAGGUCGAAACGG
Molecule: messenger RNA, 2491 nt
Organism: Exophiala oligosperma
Lineage: Eukaryota; Fungi; Ascomycota; Eurotiomycetes; Chaetothyriales; Herpotrichiellaceae
Exons: 1
Coding region: 15-1913 (632 amino acids)
Cellular component (GO): nucleolus
Molecular function (GO): nucleic acid binding; RNA helicase activity; ATP binding
Source: RefSeq, a predicted model, not a curated record